Cydia fagiglandana is the source of this 1881-nucleotide messenger RNA. RefSeq names its product probable protein phosphatase 2C T23F11.1. Gene Ontology annotation, biological process: protein dephosphorylation. Lineage: Eukaryota; Metazoa; Arthropoda; Insecta; Lepidoptera; Tortricidae. Bases 157 to 1179 code for a protein of 340 amino acids. Gene Ontology annotation, molecular function: cation binding; protein serine/threonine phosphatase activity. The transcript is spliced from 9 exons. The record is from RefSeq and is a predicted model, not a curated record.
AUUACACGUCAUUCAAAAUUCUAUGUAAGUUUCAUUGCUUAUUUUAUUUAUUUUGCUGUGGUUUUUGUAAUUUUAUUUUAUUUCCGGGCUUUGUUGUAAUCUGUGAUAUAAACGCAUAAAUCACGUUGUAAAAAUACUACCGUAUCAACUGAUGAUAUGGCCCUUUCUGCGGCAUCUAGAAUUAUAAGAGUUAUGGGUCAGACCCUCUCGGAGCCGGUGACCGAGAAGCAGUCCACAACAUGCCAGGAUUCACGCUUCCUCAUCGGCUCGUCAUGCAUGCAGGGCUGGCGCGUGUCUAUGGAUGACUCUCAUACGCACAUACUAUCGCUGCCAGAUGACCCCGGGGCAGCGUUCUUCGCAGUCUACGAUGGACAUGGAGGAGCAAACAUAGCGGAGUAUGCCGGCAAACAUCUUCACAAGUUCAUCACGGCGCGCCCGGAGUACCAUCUGGGGAACAUUGAAGAGGCUAUGAAACAGGGGUUCCUAGACAUGGACCAGGCUAUGUUGGAAGAGGACAUGCUCCAAGAGAAGGUGGCCGGCAGCACUGCCGUGGUGGUCCUGAUCAAGGACAGCACUCUGUACUGCGCCAACGUGGGCGACUCUAGGGCCAUAGCGAGCGUCGGUGGCGCGGUGGAAAUGCUAUCAUACGACCACAAGCCGAACAACGAGGAGGAGCUCCGCCGUAUAACCGCGGGCGGCGGCUGGGUGCAGCUCAACAGAGUCAACGGCAACCUGGCGCUGUCGCGCGCGCUCGGCGACUACGUCUUCAAGCGGAACUACAGACUGUCGCCGAGGGAUCAGAUCGUCACUGCGUAUCCGGACGUCCAAGUGAGGCAGCUGAAUGAUGAUUGGGAGUUCAUCGUGAUCGCUUGCGACGGCAUUUGGGAGGUGUUGUCCAAUGAGGAAGUGGUAUCAUUCUGUCGCGUCCGCUUGCUAAGCGGGUGGGAGCCGGCCGCCGUGUGCGAGGCGCUCAUGCAGCGCUGCCUCGCGCCCAACUGCGCCACCGGCGGCCUCGGCUGCGACAACAUGACCGUGCUGCUCGUCUGCAUCAAGCCCUUCCCCAGCGCGCACCCGCACAUACCGGAAUCCCUACCAGCACCUGAGCAGCUAAGUAGUAAGUUUAUGACUAAAAUGGAAGACCUUCUGUACGUCGAGGACGACGAAGAAGAUUUAAAAUGAAGAGGCAACAGUCUUAGUGUAAAUGUGUACAUAAAUAGAGUAUAGUUGAAGCGUUACAUACGUUUUGUAGGUUUUUGAAUCCGGAAACACAAAAAUUUUGGUACUUAUUUAUUUAAAUUUAACCGUAACAAUAUUAAAAAUCCGAUUUUAUGUAGUUGUAUGUGAAGACACGUUAAGUUUGCUAAAUAAUAAUUAGUACUUUAGUAAAGAAGUCCAAAUAAAACUUUUGCCCCUCUAAAAACAUUAUUUGUGCGACUACAUAGAGUCGGAAUGUGUUCGACUGUACAAAUAUUAAAAAAUAUAAUUAACAGUUACAAAGCAGCACCUCUUGCAUUUAGAAUGAACGUUGGCAUAUAUAGAGGCAAGUUGAAGGUAAGUACACAGCACGAGAUACUAUACGCAAAUCUGCAAAAACUGAUGGACACAUAAUGAAAUAUGAAACGUCUCUGCAAUUUUACUACUGGUUACCUACUGGUUGCACCCAGUGGCGGAUUUGCAGUCUUUGCCGCCCUAGGCCCCGGGCCCUAUACGAGCCCCGAUGCACAUGUUUUCGUCUAGUGAGACCAUUUUUUGAGGUUCUCGCGUUUGUUCAAAAAUAAUGUUUUUGUUUAAAAAUUACUAAUAUUUAAUGCUUAUACUAAUGUAAUUUAAUUUUAUAUGGUAAUACUCUGCAAUAACUAAAUCCAAAUACAAGAAAUACCG